Molecule: messenger RNA, 1185 nt
Organism: Amaranthus tricolor (Joseph's coat)
Lineage: Eukaryota; Viridiplantae; Streptophyta; Magnoliopsida; Caryophyllales; Amaranthaceae
Product: protein GLUTAMINE DUMPER 1-like
Exons: 1
Coding region: 373-864 (163 amino acids)
Biological process (GO): regulation of amino acid export
Source: RefSeq, a predicted model, not a curated record
CAUUUAAUUUAACACAAAAUAGUACAAUAAUUUAUAAAUCAAACGACAAGUAUAUAAUUCCAUACCAAAAAGAUAAAAACUUUUCCCUAUGUAUUCCUACUCCUAACCCAAAAAGCAUUUCUUAUAUGAGAAGAUGCCAACAUACAUAAAAAGAAGAUGACACCACCAUUUCUAUUCAUCAUCAUUCACUAAAUAAACCCCAUCAAAACCCACUAAUUCCCCCCCCAUAAAAACCUCCUUUCAUCUUUCUCUAUUCACUCUCAACCAACUUCAUUUCCUCUCUGCUCUUGCUCAUUAAAAAAAAUAUCAUCCUAUUUUCCUUAUCUGUAGAGAUUCUCUUAAAAUUUGAUCGACUAAUAAAAAAAAACUAAAAUGAAACAAUCAGGUGUAACAAAAAAGUUUGAGGGCACAUUUGAAGCACAUCAACGUCUACCAAACCAACACCAACAUCAUUAUAUUACACCACCACCCGCGGGAUGGAAGUCUCCGGUACCAUAUCUAUUCGGCGGCCUUGCGGCAAUGCUCGGAUUGAUUGCUUUUGCUUUACUAAUCCUCGCUUGCUCUUAUUGGAAACUUUCCGGUUACCAAAACUCCGACGCCGGAGAAAAUUCCGACGAGUCCACCGGUGAUGAGAAACCCAAAGAAGCUGCUUCGGCGACAGCGUAUUUGAAUAGUAUACUUGUUAUAAUGGCGGGUGAAGAGAAGCCUACUUUUUUGGCAACUCCGGCGACGAGUCGAGCUUCCUCUUUUGGAAACUCUGAGAGUAGUGAAGGUUCUUGUAGUGUUAGUAGUAGUGAAGGGGAAGAGAAAGAAGAGGAAAUUGAGCAUGAAACGACAACGUUGGAUGAUGACGAAAAAAGAUGAUGAUGAAUGAUAAUAUGAGUGUGUAUGUUGGUGGAAAUGGUGGUGGUGGGGAUCAAUAUUUUUCUCAAUUAUUGUGAUCAGGUAUGUCAUGGGAUUUGUAUGUGGGGCCCAUGAGAAGUUUAUUUUUUCUUCUUUUUGGAAAAAAAGAAAUGGAAAUUUUUUUGGGUUUUAAUUGUUUUAAAACCUAGCUUAAUUUGGGGUGAUAAUUAGGUAAAUUGUAUGCUACCUUUUAUGUUUAGUUGCUUUUUAAUUUGUAAGUGAUAGGCAUUAAUAUUGAUAAUUGAAUUAUUACAUUGCUAUGGGAAUCAAUUAGUUUCUGGA